UCGUGAAUUCAGUCCAGACGAGGUUGUGAUCCGGAACCGAAGUAAGGCGGAGAGGCGAGUUUAUCCAAGUAUUUCGUACUUCAGUUCCGUUAAAAAUUGCUAAUAAUUAAUUGGAGAGUUGUUUUGAAACUUAUUUUUACACUUAGAAUAUUCGUAGCAAAUCUGGCAAAUUUGAUGAAUCGAUUACGUGGAUUCGAAGCUGCGCUAAACUAGUCCAUCUCUUCAGACCGUCGUUGACGCACCGAAUUGGUUAAACACAAGUUUGUUGCUUACAGCUGGGAUGUUAUUUCGAAGUCUGUGAUAUACAACGAAAGGACUGAAAGUCGUACUGUGAUAGUUUCUACAUGAGUGUUAUACGUUAAUUUGCGAAACAUACUUCCAAAUAUAUUCGGAUCGAAUAAUACGGUGGGAAGACGAAGUGUAAAUGUUCUGUUCGUAUUAACAAAGCUUAUUGAAAUUUGUCAACAUUUUUUAUUGCGCUAUGGAUUUUUAAACGUUUCGAAUUGAUUGGUUCGUUAUGAGGAGAAAGAAAGUACCUCUUCGUUCCUGGGCGCCAAAGAUGAUGCUUUUUGUCGUUUAUUUGCUUUGUCAUGGACUUGGGGUUAUCACUGUCACAGGCAAAGAAGGAAGCAGCCCUCUACCAAUACAGGUCAAAAUUGGAGACACAGCAAAUUUUACUUGGUAUUACGGCAAAUAUUCUGUUAAUCCUAAUGAAGGAACAAUUAAGGUUGGAAGAUCUGAAGAUGGUAUUGUCCUCUCUUUUGUAAUGGCUGGCAAGUUUGGUAACCAAGAACCAAGCAUCUCUACACAACUGAGUGAAGCUGAAAGAGCUAGAAUUUUGUUUGAGGUAGACACCAAGGCAGCAACUGCCUCAUUUUAUUUGAAGAAUAUCCAGAAAGAAGAUGAAAAUAAAAUAUAUGGAAUAGAAAUGGAAUUUGGUGGCACAUUGACGAAGGAAUGGAACAUUAUUAACAUAGUUGAACCACCCAAGUUUGUCUCGAAGUCUUCUAAUUUGUUGGAGGUGAAGGAAGGUGAUACAGUGACGCUGAAUUGCGAAGCAAUUGGGAAACCGACCCCUGAAAUUCAAUGGAGAGCUAAAGAAUCCACGAAGGUGCUGGCUUCUGGUUUAGGGAAGAAGUCCUUUGUUGUCACUGCAAACAAAACACAUCAUGGUGCUUUUGAAUGUUUGGCCUCAAAUGUUGCCGGAAAAAUAUCACAUACUACUUCCCUAAUUGUAAAUUACGUUCCUACUAUCGAUGUUGCCAAAUCAUCUGCAACUCUGUACUCCUUUGUUGAUAACCCAAAUCCGGUGACAAUGGAAUGUUUUGCCGACGGCAGACCAAAGCCAGAGUACUAUUGGCAGAGUAAUUUCGGGCUGAAUGUUUCUAAAGAAUCAACGUAUACAUUGGUGAAACCAGCCUCUGCGGAGCUCGGUGUUUCCUACAAAUGCUAUGCUUGGAACAAAGUCGGCCGCUCAAGGCCUCACAGCGUCAAGGUCGUCAAGUUAGAGAGACCUGGUACGGUAGAUGCAAAAAUCACCAAAGUGACGGCAAAGACCCUCUCUGUACAAUGGGUGUUGCCAAAUGACACUGGUGGUGCUACCCUAGUUGGAGUGAGACUCCUUGCGUCAGGACCAGACAGAUUUUUAAAAGAACUCAACUUCGGCCCUGAAGUAACAAAUACGACACUCCAGAAUCUUCAGCCAUUCAGCGAGUAUGGUUUUGAAUUUAUUGCCAAAAACCAAGUCUUAGAAAGCCUGCCUUUCAAAGUCAGAGGAAAAACAGCAGAAGCCGCUCCAAGUUCACCAGUAAAGUUUGGGUUUGCUGACGUUGAUCCUAAUACAGAGAGGCAAUUGACUAUCUUCUGGUCUCCGCCCUUGUCAUCAAAUGGAAUCAUUAGGAAUUAUCAAGUCGCCUAUGGCUCAGAAUCAGGCUUUGACGUCACUAAAUCUACGAUAAAGAACACAACUAGUAAUAUAACCGAAAUCGUGCUGACUGGCCUAAUGCCCUUCCACAUGUACUCCGCAAGGGUGCGCGCAGUUACUGUUGAACCAGGUCCUUGGACCAAGGCUCUUACGAAAAGGACGGCAUAUGAAGCACCCUCAGCUCCACGAAAUCUUACUGUCUUGGAAAUAAGUGCAAAGCUGAUUCGAUUAACGUGGCAGCCACCAAAAGAUGUAAACGGCAUGGUCAGCACUUCGGAGGCUGAUUUUGAGUACAAAGAGCUUGGAAAAUGGCAUAAACGAAACGAAUUGUUUGUAAAAAACCCACAGCUGCGCUCACGUGAGGUCGAGGUUCUUCCAUUUACAGAAUAUCGGUUGCGUGUGAGAGAGGCCACUGGAUUGGCGCGCAAAUGGGGACCGUUUUCAGAAACAUACUCGUUCACAACACCGGAAGGAGUCCCAUCUGUGCCAAAAGAUGUCAAGAUAACACACCGCACAGUGAGCUCCAUAUCGCUAAGCUGGCAACGCCCGGAAAGAAGCAACGGUAUUAUGACGCAUUUCAUGGUGUUCUAUGAAAAUUCAACUCGUAGAUACGAAGAGAAAGUUGAUUACCAUCUCGCCAAUGAUACAUUCAGUCAUCAGAUUUUGAACCUGCAACUGUCAACAAAAUAUACCUUAAUGAUUCAAGCAUUUACAGCUGCUGGGGGUGGCGAACGCAGUGACCCCAUUGAAACAGCGACGAUUGCCCCUGUAUCAGGGCCACGCCCACGUACAGAUGAUGAAAUAUCAGCUGGCCCAAUCAUCGGAGGAAUUUUCUCUUUCCUCGUCAUUCUGGUUCUCCUCAUCAUUCUCAUUCUGUUCAUUGCAAGGAAGCAAAGAAUUCAAAAGAAGGCAAAUAAUUCUGUGACGGAGCCUUUUGACGCCAGUCCGUCCCCGGAAAGGAGGCUGCUGUCUCCUUAUGAUGAAAAAGUUCCAGAUCUUGUUUCUACGAAUGGAAAAACGCCACUUCUAAAGCAAAACAGCAUUGACGAAAAGAAGUCGCAAGGUCCUACUUUCAUAUCAAGUCGACCAAUCAAAAUUGGUGAAUUGAAGGACGUUUGUGGCCAACUGCACGCUUCGAAGGACUCUGGUUUUGUCCAAGAGUUCAGGAGUGUCAAAUGCGAGGCCAAUCUGACUAGUGACAUAAGCGACCGGGCAGAGAAUAAAUGCAAGAAUCGUUACCACAAUAUCGUCGCCUAUGACCACAGUCGCGUGAUCCUGAGCUACAUCGAGAACAUACCUGGCUCUGACUACAUCAACGCAAAUUAUAUCGAUGGUUUUGACAAGCGAAAGAAAUUCAUAGCUACACAAGGCCCAGUUACUGCUUCCUUCAAUGACUUCUGGAGGAUGGUAUGGGAACAGAAUUCGCACAUCAUUGUCAUGGUGACAAAUCUUAUCGAAAAGUGCAGGAUUAAAUGCCAAAGGUACUGGCCCACGUAUGAUUCGGAACAGUAUGGUAGCAUCAGAGUCACCCGUGAGGAGGAGAUCGAGUUAGCUGAUUACGUCUUAAGGAAAUUCUCGAUUUCAAUGGUUUCUGGAAAACAGAAGCACGAGCCGCGAAUCGUGACGCAAUACCAGUACACAGGCUGGCCUGAUCAUGGAGUCCCCCAGUACGCAACUGGCCUAUUGCAGUUCGUAAGAAGAAUCAAAUCAUUAAUGCGGGAAGACUCAGGCCCAGUUAUAGCCCACUGCAGUGCUGGUGUUGGGCGCACUGGAACGUACAUAACCCUCGAUGCAAUGUUUGAUCAAAUGAGGAAAGAACAAAUUGUUGAUGUUCAUGGCUUCGUAACUCAUAUACGAACGCAAAGAAACUACAUGGUUCAGACUGAGGGACAAUAUGCUUUUAUAUACGAUGCUUUACUGGAAGCUGUUUUUUGUGGAAAUACAGAGAUCGCUGUUCGAGAUCUGCCGAUUCGAAUCAAGGAGCUUGAAAAGAUGAAUCCAGACACUAACAAGACUUUCUUGCAUGAAGAGUUUGAGCGAUUGAGCUAUAACUUAGAAGAGAAUCACAUUUAUGAAGCUGGUAUGCUAGAGGUGAAUGCAAGCAAGAAUCGUUUCCCAGAAAUAAUACCUAUCGAAUCAACACGAUUGCGAUUGUGGCCGUAUCCGAAUGUCGCUGGAUCAGAUUACAUUAACGCGAACAUUGUGGAUGGAUACCAGCACAGAGAGGCAUUCAUUCUCACGCAAGCCCCAAUGGAGAAUACAGUAGAAGAUUUUUGGAGAAUGGUUUGGGAGUAUGAGGUGUUUUCAAUUGUCAUGUUGUCAAGCCCAGAAGAGAGUGACUCGUCCCAUUGCUUUCCAUACUGGCCUAUCGAUUCUGAGCCUGCUAAUAUCGGGUUAUUGUUAGUGCAAAUUGCUGCUGAAGAGAGAAAGAGUGGUUAUGUUAAGAGGGACUUCAGAGUCACAAACUCAAAGAGUGGGGAAACUCGGAUUAUCACUCAUUUCAUGUUCUACGACUGGCCCUUCGAUUCAUGUCCUAAAGACUCAAUAGAAACUUUGGAGCUGAUCAACCAGCUACAAAAAACACAAAUGAUGACUGGAAAUGGUUCGAUUGCUGUCCACUGCAGCGAUGGCUGCGGCCGAAGUGGAACAUUAUGUGCGAUAAUGUUUUGCAUUGAAAGACUGAAGUUAGAGGGCGUCGUGGAUGUGUUUCAGACUGUGCGAUUGAUGAGAACCCAACGACCUCACGUGAUUAGAUCCAUGGAAAAUUAUUUAUUUUGUUACAAGGCAAUCAAGAACUUCAUUGAUAAAUUCAGCAAUUAUGAAAAUUUCAAGUAAACUUGAUUGUUCAGAGCUGGAAAACCUAGAAACUGCAUUAAGUUGGUAUUCGAAAGUAGAUUGACCCAGCAACAAUAUGGCAUCAGAGACUGCUAAAUAUGAACUUAGUGUAUAUACUUCUCAAGAUGUUCCCAAUGCACAGUUUGUUGAAUUUUUGUCCGGCAAGAAGGGCUAGUAGAUCCCUGAGCGACUGAUCAAUCGAUAGGCAGACUUGAGAGUUUAAGUGAACUUCGUCUUUGUUGAAUGAGUUUUAGUUAUUGUCAAGCUUUUUUCUUGAUAUUUAGAACGGAUCUAAGCUAUUUAUUAACCUAUUUGUCUCUUUUGUACUGGAACGAAAGCAACGGAACUCAUAAGAAAUAUCUUACCACUCUGUAAAGUUUUAUCACGGUGUAGGAAUGCUUGUUGAUAGGCAGAUUUAUGUGUUGCUGUAUGUUGCCAUGGGCGUUUGUUCUUUUUACCUAGGAUUCUCUAGAUAAGCCCUGAUUACCCAGGAUUUUCUAGAAAGUUGUGCCCAGAUUACCCAGGAUUCUCUAGAAAGUUAUGCCCAGAUUAUCCAGGAUUCUCUAGGAAGAUAUGCCCAGAUUACCCAGGAUUCUCUAGGAAGAUGUGCCCAGAUUACCCAGGAUUCUCUAGAAAGAUAUGCCCAGAUUACCCAGGAUUAUCUAGUAAGAUAUGCCCAGAUUACCCAGGAUUAUCUAGGAAGAUGUGCCCAGAUUACCCAGGAUUCUCUAGGAAGAUAUGCUCAGAUCUCAAACUACACCGGAAAGUGCAGAAUAGGAAGGAAGUUUCGAAAGUUUAAAAAAAGGAGUCUUAAGAGGAAAGUUUGAUAGUUCUGAUCCGAUUUUAGGUCACAAUAGGCGUUAUGAAAAUUUUCAAGGCAAUGAAUCUCAUAAAAUGUCGAAAAUUCUAAAAAAAUUUCAUUGAAUGUUCUGAAGAGGAGACUUGCGGAGUGAGACUGGAAAAUACCGCGUUUCAACAAGCGAGCAACAAUGGCUUGUAUAUGUAUAUAACUUUCAGGCAGGACCCUACAGACUGAUGAAGAACUUAAGCCUGUUAAUUUUCUUAAAUGGAAAAUCCUUCAUUAUUCCUAGUAUCUUAGUGUUGUUUUCGACAAAGUUUAUUUUUCGUAUUUUAAGUGUUUUGGCUUCUUUUUAUUUGUUUUAGUUUAAAGUCUUUUCUUCAUAUAGGAUGAUUUCUCUUUGUCAUAAAAAAUCUUUGCUUAGUGUAUAUUAAUUCGCAAUAUGGUCGUCGUCUGGAUUUCUUAUCACGUGUAAGGGAUCCAAAGCGUUCCAAAGACCUUUUGUGACUUGCAUUCGAGUCAAAACGUCAUCCUUGCUUGCAUAUGCGACAAGACAGGAAUGGCAUCUAACAAAGAAAAUUUUCAAUCCUCAAGGCAAGAAUCAUUUGAGCUUGUAUUACCUGUUAACUAAAUAUAUACGAAGAAAAGAUAAAUUUGGCAUACUUUAACUGUGACAGUUUCUGUUAGAUAAAACCAGUAUUUCUUGUCUGGCUCAUUUUUAUUCUUAUUCUUGAAAUUAAGCAUUGAGGCAUGAAUUCACUGAUGGAGAAUAGGCCCUUUUUCAUGAAAUUUUUUAUUGAGAUUAACUAUGCUUGAAGAACCUUGGGAAUGAUAACCAAACUUGCAGGGAAAUAUCCUAGUUUGACUUAGAAUCAUUUUUUAAAAUAACUAGUAAUUGCUGCGUGAGAAUGUAGCCACACCAGGAUGUACUACUAGUUAAGUUAAUUUUCAAUAUGUUUUAUCUCUAUUUUAAUUAUUUUCGAGAUAAUGAGCACGUCAUCAAUUAAACUUGUCGUAUUCUUGAUUAGUUUCUUUUUUCACUACCGAAGGAACGUUUUUAUCUUAGCGAAGUGGUGAUGUAGUUUGUUGUAAGAUAUAUUUUGUCAAAACGUGCAACUCUUGCCCUAUUUAAAACUUAUUGUAGGAUAAUAGAGUCAGAUUAAAUUAGUGUACAAUUUAUUUUGAUUCUUUAGUGA
Molecule: messenger RNA, 6754 nt
Organism: Rhopilema esculentum
Lineage: Eukaryota; Metazoa; Cnidaria; Scyphozoa; Rhizostomeae; Rhizostomatidae
Product: receptor-type tyrosine-protein phosphatase S
Biological process (GO): protein dephosphorylation
Molecular function (GO): protein tyrosine phosphatase activity; protein binding
Source: RefSeq, a predicted model, not a curated record